Molecule: messenger RNA, 504 nt
Organism: Gopherus evgoodei (Goodes thornscrub tortoise)
Lineage: Eukaryota; Metazoa; Chordata; Testudines; Testudinidae
Product: olfactory receptor 1020-like
Biological process (GO): G protein-coupled receptor signaling pathway
Cellular component (GO): membrane
Molecular function (GO): olfactory receptor activity
Source: RefSeq, a predicted model, not a curated record
AUGUCUUAUGAUCGGUAUUUAGCAAUACGUAAACCACUUCACUAUGCAACCCUUAUGAAUGGCAGAAUCUGCCUCCAGCUAGCAGCUGGAUCAUGGAUGAAUGGAUUUCUGACAACGACUAUAAUAACAUGUUUAAUGUCACAGUUACACUUCUGUGGCCCCAAUGAAAUUAACCAUUUCCUUUGUGUUCACCCAGUGAUUAAACUCUCCUGCAAUGACACCAGCCUGAUUAAACUAGCGACCCUGAUAUUCUCUUUCAUGGACACCCUGCCCCCAUUUCUAUUAACCUUGGCAUCCUAUGUUUGCAUCAUCUCCACUAUCCUGAAAAUCCCUUCAACCACUGGCAGGCAAAAGGCCUUUUCCACCUGUUCCUCUCACCUCAUGGUGGUGACAAUUUUCUAUGGGACUGUAAUCAUUGUCUACAUAUUACCCGACUCUGACACACUUAGAGAUCUCAACAAAGUCUUCUCUGUCUUCUACACGGUCCUGACUCCCCUGGCCAAU